Emericellopsis atlantica is the source of this 390-nucleotide messenger RNA. RefSeq names its product putative integral membrane protein. The transcript has a single exon. The record is from RefSeq and is a predicted model, not a curated record. Lineage: Eukaryota; Fungi; Ascomycota; Sordariomycetes; Hypocreales; Bionectriaceae. The coding region runs from base 1 to 390 and encodes 129 amino acids.
AUGCCCAUCUCCCAGUCCCGCAUCGUCAGCGUCCUCGCCAACGUCUCUGGCAUCGUCCCCACCGCCUUUGGCGUGAACUGCCUCCUCCGACCCGAACAUGCACUGGGCUUCUUCUAUUUUCAGAAUCUCCGCACGCCGGGCGAUGAGCAACUCGUCACAUAUCUCAUGAUCGUCUACGGGGUGAGAGACAUCUUCAUGGGUGUCGCCAUCUGGGUGGCGCUCUACUUUGGGGCGCGCAAGGCAGCAGGCGGUAUACUCGUCGCCAUCAGCGCGGUGGCCGUGGCCGACGGUAUGGUGUGUAAGAUGAAUGGAUUUGGUGAAUGGGAUCACUGGGGGUACGCGCCCAUGGUGUGUGGGUUGGGACUGGUUGCCAUGGGCGUUCUUGAUUGA